AUGCUUCUCCGUCUGCCCACCAGCCUACAUUACCCGAUCACCGUGACGUCGCUGCUCAAACAGCCUGGCGACACGGUUGAGAGGGAUGAGGCUCUAUUUUGGUAUGUCUAUCAGACUACCGUCACCGAGGGUGAUGGACUGGGUAACACCGUCGAGGUGAAGCGUAGAUACCCGACUAGAUUUGAAUCGACUGUUGAUGGAGAGAUCGUUAAAUGGCAAAUCCAAAAGGGAGACGUUAUUGAUGAACCGGUCAAUGUUGUCGAAAUCGAUGAGCCUUGCGCGCACGAGAUCCAGUUUGGAGGACUUUGCGCCGAGUGCGGGAAGGACAUGACUGAAUCUACGUACAACACCGAAAUCGCAGAUUCCAUGCGCGCUCCAAUCUCCAUGGCUCAUGACAACGUUACACUUACGGUCAGCGAACGGGAAGCAACCCGAGUUGAAGAAGAUGCGAAGCGCCGGCUACUUGCAUCGAGGCGUUUGACCCUGGUGGUGGAUCUUGAUCAAACUAUUAUCCAUGCCACUGUUGAUCCGACAGUGGGGGAAUGGAGAGAAGACAAGGAAAAUCCAAACCACGAAGCUGUGCGGGAUGUGCGACAAUUUCAAUUGAUUGACGAUGGACCUGGGAUGCGUGGAUGCUGGUACUACAUCAAGCUGCGGCCAGGACUGGAGGAAUUCUUGCAGAACGUGGCUGAGAUUUAUGAGUUGCACAUCUACACCAUGGGUACUCGUGCUUAUGCCCAGCAUAUUGUUGAUAUCAUUGAUCCCACCCGCAAACUCUUCGGAGACCGAAUUCUUAGUCGUGAUGAGAGCGGAAGUUUGACGGUCAAGGACCUGCAACGGCUGUUCCCAGUGGACACAAAGAUGGUGGUAAUCAUUGAUGAUCGUGGUGAUAUCUGGCGAUGGAGUCCCAAUCUUAUUAAGGUCUCGCCUUAUGACUUCUUCGUCGGAAUUGGUGACAUCAAUUCAAGUUUCCUCCCAAAGAAAGAAGAUAUUGGAGCGAACAAGCCUCAGAUCGAAGCAAAGGCGCCAGAGAAGACCAAAGAACACCAUGUCAAUGGUAAAAUGCAGGAGGGGACUGAGGUCUCAGCAUUAGAACAGCUGGUAACCAUGGGAGGUGGAGACAGCCCAAGGCUCCUCCAGGAACAGACUGAUGCACAAGAAGAGACAAUAUUGCAUCAGGUGGAGGAUCGACCUUUGUUGCAGAAGCAAAAGGAAUUGGAUGCAGAGGAUAAUAUCGCCGAAACCAAUGAUGCAUCGUCUAGUGUCGAAGAAACCCACGAACAUGCGAAACAUCGACAUCACCUACUCGAGGAUCACGAUCAAGAACUCUUCCAGCUGCAAAACCGACUCGAACAAGUACAUCUUCAAUUCUAUGAUGAAUAUGAUAAAAGACGGACUCUCGCUCUUGGGGGUCGGGUGGCAGCUCUAAGGGGCGAGAAGGUUCACUCGAGAGACAAAGACGUUGAUCUCAAAUUGGUCCCUGAUGUCAAGGAUAUCAUGCCGCGGAUCAAACGACGGAUCCUUGGAAGGGUAGUGUUGGUAUUUUCAGGCGUCCUUCCUCUGGGCAUAGACUUUCAAAAUGCAGACAUCUCCCUGUGGGCGAAGAGCUUUGGUGUGACGAUCUCGUCAAGGGUAAAUGCCCGCACAACUCAUCUCGUGGCUGGCCGCAACCGCACCGCCAAGGUGAGAGAAGCCACUCGCUAUCCCAACAUCAAGAUCGUGACGACACAAUGGCUUGUCGACGCGCUGGUUCAGUGGAGACACGUGGACGAAGAACCCUAUCUCCUCCCGCUUCACCCAGACGACCGAGGCAACCCCCUGUCCCCAAGUGAACUUGAACAUGAGACCUCCAUGCUCUCAUCCACAGACGAGGAUAUGACAGGGUCUCAAUGGACACAAGAAGACGACGCUGAAGACAUCUUCAAGUCAUCCGGUCUGGAUGAGACAUCACCGAUCGGGUAUGAUGCCGACGAGCAAGCGGCUGUGCACGAUGAACUGAAGGACUUCCUGGGCAGCGACGACGAAAGUGAAAGCGACAACGAGUCCUUAUUAGACGAACCAUCCACAGGAGGCAAGAAGCGUAAACGCAAUGAAGAAACCGAAAGCGGCACCGACGAAGAAGAGUCUGGAGACGACGACGGAGACGACCAUGACAAACAAGGUUCCCGGCUCUCUCAACGCAUCAAACGCUCUUACGAGCGCAACACCAAGCUCCGAGAAAUCACAUCGGCUCCUGCCUCUGGCAGUGACCAGGUUUCCCCAGACCGUCCAAAAACACUAGUUGUGGAAGGAGUGUCUGACUCUGAAACAGCAGGAACAAGUAGCGGUCCAACGGCCGACUAUCCUGACCCAGAUGACGAUGACGACGAGCUGGAACGGGAAAUGCUUGCUGCAUUUGAGGGCGGAGGGUAUGACUCUCAGGCCGAGGCAGAUGGUGCAGCCGAGAACGGAUAG
This is a messenger RNA of Penicillium samsonianum, 2454 nucleotides long. RefSeq names its product protein-serine/threonine phosphatase (gene fcpA). Gene Ontology annotation, molecular function: RNA polymerase II CTD heptapeptide repeat phosphatase activity. The record is from RefSeq and is a predicted model, not a curated record. Gene Ontology annotation, cellular component: nucleus. The transcript has 3 exons. Lineage: Eukaryota; Fungi; Ascomycota; Eurotiomycetes; Eurotiales; Aspergillaceae. The coding region runs from base 1 to 2454 and encodes 817 amino acids.